GAUUAACUUCAACAGUCAGCCUCACCCAAGUAUGGAUCAGGUUCAGAACGACAGAAUCUUGAAAUACGCAGUGGUCAUUGAUUCUUGUGGUCUAUACGAGUUCCACAAUCGACAACAAUAGAAGAAAUCUUGCCAGGAGAAUUCUUGGGGCGGAUUGGAAGUAAAGGGAUGAUAUGCAAUGAGUGGGCGCCCCAGGUGGAGGUCUUGGCUCACAAUGCCGUGGGUGGGUUUGUGUCUCACUGUGACUGGAAUUCCAUACUGGAGAGCUUAUGGUUGGGGUUGCAUUGCAACAUGGCAUGUUUAUGCAGAACAACAACUGAAUGCAUUUGCGAUGGUGAGGGAGUUCGACUUUGCAGUUGAGCUAAUAUUAGAUUACAUGGACCGUAGAGAUGAUCAACUUGUGACAGCGGAGGAGAUUGGAAAUGCAAUAAAACAGCUUAUGGUGAUGAGUGAGAUGGCCAGGAAAGCUGUUGAGGAAGGUUGAUCCUCAUUUAAUGUUGUUGGAAAAUUGAUCAAUAGUAUCAUAGGAAGCAACUAGUCUUAUUCUAAGUUUCAUUUUAAUUUUGGGCUUCUUUUUGUCAAUGUGAAAUGGGAAUAAAUUAAUUAUCAGCUUGUUCUGUUUA
Humulus lupulus (European hop) is the source of this 623-nucleotide messenger RNA. Its product is annotated as UDP-glycosyltransferase 71C3-like. The record is from RefSeq and is a predicted model, not a curated record. NCBI's taxonomy places the organism in Eukaryota, Viridiplantae, Streptophyta, Magnoliopsida, Rosales, Cannabaceae. The transcript has a single exon. Bases 179 to 484 code for a protein of 101 amino acids.